AUGACUGUUACUCAGACGAUCACUGCAGAACUCGAUGCAUUUAACGAGUAUGUUAACUUUGCAAAGAAAUAUUCACUGUUCUAUCCAGAACUGUAUAAAACGGUGUCAACAAGCGAUGGCGAUUUAAAUAUUCCAGUCACUGAUCACGCGAAAUACUGGGUUGGAAAUGAAUAUCUCAAUAGUAAAGUAAUGACAGGAACUCACAUCGAUGGUAUUGUUCUUCGGACAGGAGGUAUAUGCAGUAACUUGCUUUUUAGUUCCUAA
This is a messenger RNA of Bipolaris zeicola 26-R-13, 264 nucleotides long. RefSeq lists its product as uncharacterized. The record is from RefSeq and is a predicted model, not a curated record. Bases 1 to 264 code for a protein of 87 amino acids. The transcript has a single exon. Lineage: Eukaryota; Fungi; Ascomycota; Dothideomycetes; Pleosporales; Pleosporaceae.